Molecule: messenger RNA, 447 nt
Organism: Olea europaea var. sylvestris
Lineage: Eukaryota; Viridiplantae; Streptophyta; Magnoliopsida; Lamiales; Oleaceae
Exons: 5
Coding region: 1-447 (148 amino acids)
Source: RefSeq, a predicted model, not a curated record
AUGAUUCUCUUUUAUGGUUUGAAAGUUGUUUCAGGGAAGGAAAGUAAAUCUGUGACUGUUAUGGAAUAUAUAAUAGGACAACGAAAAUAUGCCAAGUCUUAUUAUGCACUCUACCAAAUAAUCUAUUCCCGUUUUUCAAUAGUUCUUCAAACAAUGUGGAACGUCGGAAACGAUGGAAUUGAAGCAGGAACAAGCUUGAUGCCUUUAAGUGAUGCUAUUCGAAGACCGAUUGUGCGGAUUUCCGUAACUAUAAUUGCUAUAACAUUUUCACUCUUUGUACUGGAGUCAUUCCUAUCUAUAGCAUUCUUUGUUGUAAUGGGACUAAGUUAUUUCAUAUUCAUAGCCUUCAACAAGGAUGAAGGGCCAAAAGCGGAUGGUGGUGAAGGAACUACUUCUGUUGUAGACAGUUUAGAAGCAGCAAGAAGAAUUAUGGACAAGUACAAAUAA